This is a messenger RNA of Gregarina niphandrodes, 1116 nucleotides long. Its product is annotated as RfeF. The transcript has a single exon. NCBI's taxonomy places the organism in Eukaryota, Apicomplexa, Conoidasida, Eugregarinorida, Gregarinidae. The coding region runs from base 1 to 1116 and encodes 371 amino acids. The record is from RefSeq and is a predicted model, not a curated record.
AUGGGGUAUCCCCAAGGAGGCCAGCAGCCGACUUACGGAGGGCAACCCAUGGGUCAGCAGCCGUCGUACGGAGGACAACCAUCAAUGGGUCAGCAACCCAUGGGUCAGCAGCCCAUGGGUCAGCAACCCAUGGGUCAGCAACCCAUGGGUCAGCAGUCAUCGUACGGAGGCAUGGGCGGCAUGAACGGUCCGGCGUAUGAAUACCAGCAGGCUCAGCAGGGGUAUGGCGGAGCUCCUUCGUUUACUGCCUCUCCUCCGAUGGGGUCUCCCCCGGUGGGAGGAAUGGCUCGGGGCGGCGGGAUCUUGGGCAUCCUACAGAAGUGUGUGACUGAAAAUCGGCUUGAGAGGUUCUACAACAGCCAGAGUCUAAGUAUGUUGGCGCAGCAGUUGGAGCAGAAGAGUGGUCGGGUACAGCAGUUGGCACAGAAGUGGAAGUUGAGUGGCGAGAUUCAGAAUGACUUGUACCAGUUGGCGUUGUAUGACGUGAUCAUGUUGUGUGACGACUCUGGUUCGAUGGCCUUCGAGGAACAGGGGGAACGGAUUGAGGACUUAAAGAUGACGGUGUCUUACGUGGCGGAGGCGACAGCGUUGUUCGAUAGCGAUGGAAUUUGUGUGCGAUUCCUAAACAGCACGCAAGAAGGCAACGGCAUUGCAGAGCCCUCCCAGGUGCAGCAACUUAUCAGCUCCGUGCGCUUCCAAGGCCUCACGCCCAUGGGCACCUCACUGGACCAGAAGGUGCUGCAGCCCUUCGUCUACAGCGCCCUCAAAUCCAAUUCCUUUACCAAGCCCCUCCUUGUCAUCAUCUUAACUGAUGGAUCACCCGCUGGAGAGCCCUACGACAAAAUCAUGCAGGUCCUCAACCAAGUCCACCAGACCUCAGGUGGAGUUGGAGUCGCCGUCUCCUUCGCCCAAAUAGGCAGCGACCAGCAGGCGCAGAAAUUCCUCCACGAAAUCGACGUACAUACCGGCUUCGGUAGUAUGGUAGAUUGCACCAGCUCCUAUGAACUCGAACAGGCCGAAAUGAGCAGGAAAGGUGUCGACCUCCAACCCGAAGUUUGGAUCGCCAAACUCCUCCUCGGGGCUAUCGACGCCUCAUACGACAAACUCGACGAGUAA